This is a messenger RNA of Neofelis nebulosa (Clouded leopard), 3915 nucleotides long. RefSeq names its product caspase 8 (gene CASP8). Gene Ontology annotation, biological process: apoptotic process; proteolysis; regulation of apoptotic process. The transcript is spliced from 10 exons. The record is from RefSeq and is a predicted model, not a curated record. Gene Ontology annotation, molecular function: protein binding; cysteine-type endopeptidase activity. NCBI's taxonomy places the organism in Eukaryota, Metazoa, Chordata, Mammalia, Carnivora, Felidae. The coding region runs from base 299 to 1738 and encodes 479 amino acids.
CCCCACCCCCAUCCCCACCCUGUUUCAUGGGAAUUUUCUCUGGUUGUGUGGAAAAGCCUUAGGAAUUUGUAUGAAAUUAGGCAGUUCAGGGGUCCUGGCAUCGGCACUUGGUGACUGUGAUGUCGCUGGGACAGGGUGGAGCAGACUUUAUGGGCAGAAUCAAAUGGUAGUGAAGGGCAUCGAUAUUACCACGGCAACUUUACCUAGCCCUCUACAGGUGAGAAGGAACUUUCAGAUACUUUGUGUAAUCCGCUCAGCCCUAAGGCUGCAAUUAACAUUCUCCUGACACUUGACCAACAUGGAUUUCAGUAAAUGUCUGUAUAAUAUUGGGGAACAGCUGGGCAGUGAUGAGCUGGCCUCCCUCAAAUUCCUGAGCCUGGACUACAUCCCACAAAAGAAGCAAGAACCCAUCAAAGAUGCCUUGAUGUUAUUCCAGAGACUCCAGGAAAAGAGAAUGUUGGAGGAAAGCAACCUGUCCUUCUUGAAGGAGCUGCUUUUCCGAAUUAAUAGACUGGACCUGCUGUUCAACUACCUGAACACCAGCAAGGAAGCAAUGGAGCAGGAGCUUCAGAUACCAGGCAGAGCCCAGAUCCCUCCCUACAGGGUCAUGCUUUUUCAGAUUUCAGAAGAUGUAAACAAAUUGGAAUUGAGGUCGUUUAAGUUUCUUUUGAGCCAGGAGAUCUCCAGAUGUAAAGUGGAUGAUGAUAUGAACUUGCUUGAUAUUUUCAUAGAGAUGGAAAAGAGGGUCAUCCUAGGGGAAAGAAAUUUGGACACUCUGAAAAGAAUCUGUGACCAAAUCAACAAGAGCCUGCUGAAGAAAAUCACUGAUUAUGAAGAAUUAAGCAGAGAGGGAAGAAUGAGCCUUCAAAGAAGUCCAGAUGAAUUGUCAAAUGGGGAGGAAUCCCUGGCAAUGAUGGCAUUAUCGGACUCUCUAGAAGAACAGGACAGUGAGUCACAGACAUCGGACAAAGUUUACCGAAUGAAAAGCAAACCUCGCGGAUAUUGUUUGAUCUUUAACAAUUAUGAUUUUAGCAGAGCACGGAAGGAUGUGCCCAAACUUCAGAACAUUAAGGAUAGGAAUGGAACAAACUUCGAUGCAGAAGCUUUGAGUAAGACCUUUAGUGAGCUUCAUUUUGAGAUUGUGAAUUUCAAAGACUCUACAGCAAAGACAAUCUGUGAAGUUCUGAAAUCCUACCAAAGAAUGGACCAUAAUAACAAAGAUUGCUUCAUCUGCUGUAUCCUCUCCCAUGGAGACAAAGGCAUUAUUUAUGGCUCUGAUGGGCAGGAAGCCCCCAUCUAUGAGCUGACUUCUUACUUCACUGGUUCAAAGUGCCCUUCCCUUGCAGGCAAGCCCAAAAUCUUUUUUAUUCAGGCUUGUCAAGGGGAUAACUACCAGAGAGGUAUAGCUGUUGAGACUGACUCCGAACAGAAGGAAGACUACUUAGAAAUGGACUCAUCAUUUCAGAAGAGAUAUAUCCCAGAUGAGGCUGAUUUUCUGCUGGGGAUGGCCACUGUGAACAACUGUGUUUCCUACCGAAACCCUACGGAGGGGACCUGGUAUAUCCAGUCACUUUGCCAGAGCCUAAGAGAAAGAUGUCCUAGGGGCGAAGAUAUCCUCACCAUCCUUACUGAGGUGAACUUUGAAGUGAGCAAUAAGGAUGACAAGAAAAACAUGGGGAAACAAAUGCCACAACCUACUUUCACACUGAGGAAAAAACUCUUCUUCCCUCUUAAUUGAUGCUGUUUAGUUGCAUAACACUAUGCUUAAUUUAUUUGUUAGUAAAAUGCUGCUAUCAGCUUAUUUUUUUUUCUUUUGGAUGGCAGGAAGGGGAGAGAAUGGAAGUCAGGACAACUUAAUUCCUAUGCAAAUUCAAGCCUAAAUCUCUGGCUUUGCAAUAAUAGCUACUGGAGAUUGAUAGCCACAGGCAUGGUUUUAAUUUUAUUUUUGAUUCAAUGAAAAAGUUCCUAAAAAACUUACAGUAGAUAAAAAAUACAAUAAGCAUAAAUGAAAUGUAACAUCAUAAAGUUCAAAAGCAGUGGCAGAAUGUUCUUUGUACAUCUCUCAUCUGCUUUCAACCUAGAAUCAUUUUUCUAAAUGUUUGUGAGAGACACAGAGCAUGAGUGUGGGGGUGGGGGUGGGCAGAGAGAGAGAGACACACACACAGAAUCUGAAGCAGGCUCCAGGCUCUGAGCUGUCAGCCCAGAGCCCCACACAGAGGGCUUGAACUCAUGAACUGUGAGGUGAUGACCUGGGCCAAAGUUGGGCACUUAGCCGGCAGAGCCACCCAGGCACCUCUCAACCUAGAGUCAUUUGAUUCCCUUCAAAUUGUUAAGCAUUAAAUAAAUAAAAAAUAAAAUAAAAUAAAAAGGAUGUUAUUCCAAAGCUUUAACCUGGGACACAGAGUUAAUGGUGGUGCAGAGAUUUCAUAAGGCAUAAGAAGACUGGAAGUGGAGAAAGCAAUUUCCCACUUGAGGACUCAGAAUUAAGUGAAUGUUGUUCAAGUAUUGGGAGAGGAUGUUAAGAAAACCAUAAUUCUCCUCCUUUCCGUGAAAGAACUAAUUCCUCAUUCUUGGUUCCUAUGAGAAUUUGUCAGGCUUACAUUCCUGCUAACUGGAUGUGAUUCUAUGGGGCAGAAUGUGAGGUACAACUGUAAAAGGUGUCGUUAAAAAGGAGACAGUAGGCCCCAAAUGGAGUCCCUUGUGCUAAACUCCAUGUCAGCAAAUUAAGACUUAAUACCUAACCAAAAUGCAAUUCCCCAGGAAUAUAAUCUUUAGUCAAUCAACAUGGAAUCACCUGAUUAGCACUGGUGAAAUAAUCCUCCUGAUUAACUCUUUCCAUUCCCCUUAGGAAAGUGACCUAAUUCAAUUUGAUCUUUAAAUUUACUCAGUUGAAUUUCUGUUGUUUAACAGUAUGCAGGGGGAUGCCAGUGACCUCCUCUCAAAGGUCACUGAGGGAGAUUUUGUGAUCUGACCUAGCUAAGAAAACAAACAAACAAAAACCUACCUCGUGUGUAAUGCUCCCACAUCCAACCUGAGCUCUUCUGGCAUGUGUGCUGGGCAAUCUCAGAAACAUGUGAGCCUCCUCUCCUGAGUUAUGAGGAAACCCUGAUUUCAGACACCAUGACUCUGUCUAGAUUUAGAUUAUACAAAACUGAGGAAUGAUUUUCCUUGUUCUUAUUAUUUAUAAGUACAAUUAACCUCACUUUUGAAGGAACUGAUGUUAAUGGCAUAUAAAUUUUAUUUUUUGUACUUCCAGUCUCUCCCUUUCCAAGCCAUCCUCUACACUAAUUUAUAAGUUUAAAAAAAAUUUUUUUUAACGUUUAUUCAUUUUUUGAUAGAAACAGUGUGAAUGGGGGAGGGGAAGAGAGAGAGGGAGACAUAGAAUCCCUAGCAGGCUUCAGGCUCUGAACUGACAGCACAGAACCUGAUGCAGGGCUCGAACUCACGGACCUUGAGAUCAUGACCUGAGCUGAAGUCGGACGCUUAACGGACUGAGCCACCCUGGCGCCCCUGUAAGUUUUUUUAAAUAUAAAUUUGAAGAUGUAAUUUCUUAUGUUAAAAGCUUUUUUACCAAUUGAUUUGCUUUUGUUCUAACAAUAUUGUGUCCCUUUCAUGUAUUUGCAUUUGCUCUUUCUUUAUGUGUUAAUUCUAAAUCUUUAUAAACUUAAAAAAAACUGUUUCUUUAAAGAAUGUUUUUUGAAUAGUAUUUCUUUUCAAUAAUGUUUUUAACAUUAUAAAAUAGAAUUUGAACUUACUGUUGGUUGGAGAUUGUUUUGUUCAUUUUGUUUUUGUUUUUUGUCAUUGACCUCUCACAGGUGGAAAAUGUUUGGAUCAUAGAUAUGUUUUACUUUAGUUCCCCAGUGUUGGCUCAUACAGUUGUAAAUUUUAAAAAUUUAUUGCCCAUCUUUUCAUGUG